AGGGAGUCGUGUCCCUUUUGGAGUGAUUAAUCCAUGAGCCAACAUCAAGAUUACAUCCCAACACAGGCAGUCCACUCUCUUUCUUUCCCUUACUCUCCUCCAGUGAUAUAUGGAAUAACAGCGCAAUAUUCACACCGGCCCCUAUACGCGAACCGGUAUCUGUGACAUCCUGUCGGUAUCUGUGGAGUCCAUGCGGUCAAGAUAAAGAUCUGUGAGGUUCGGAUGCGGCUCCACACAACUUCCAGUGGACGGCUAGCCACGGUCACAUGAGCUCACGUGAAUUAGCCGCGGUGCUUGAUGACUCAAUUAUUACGUUAUUUCGUACUGUCCGAGCUCGCAUCAGUGCGCGAGCAGGCGCCGCUGAUUGGCCGCCCGCCUCUGCCGGUCGGUGCUGGGGAUGAUGGCGCGGGAAAGGCCAGAUACGGAGUACGGAGAACGGCAAGACAAUUUUUCUGCAUCCAACCGGCAAAGCGUCACGCCCUUCAACAAGAAGACCCAGCCACUGACUCACCCCGUUAUAUACCUUUCCCGCCCCUCCAAUUUCUCGUAUUCUCCCGUUCAAACGCCACUUGACUCCUGCGAAGAAUCAUGAAGUCCGCUCUAUACUCAACAACACGAAGGGGAAUUCCCGCGCUCAGCGGCAGCAGUUCCGCAUGGAGAUAUUCCAUUCCUUGCCAAAGGAAGUUCAGCACGGAUUUCGCAAGCCGGAGCGAUGGAUUACCAGGAAUUGAUGUCUCCAAAUUAUCUAUUACGAAAACUACCUCGCCGAAACAACCUAUUCAGCCCGAGAAGCUCGUUUUUGGAAAUACCUUCACUGACCACAUGCUUACGAUAAAUUGGAAUACUAAAGAUGGCUGGCUUGCUCCAAAAAUCAUCCCUUUCCAAAACCUCAGUCUCAAUCCGGCCACCUGCGUUUUCCAUUAUGCGUUUGAGUGUUUUGAGGGAAUGAAGGCAUACAAGGACAAGAACGGUGGCAUCCGGUUAUUCAGACCAGAUAAGAACAUGUCACGGUUAAAUAAGUCAUCAAAACGUAUUGCGCUUCCAACACUCGACGCGGACGCCGCGAUAAAGCUCAUUGGCGAACUUGUUAAACUAGAUAGUAGAUUUAUUCCUGACGCACGCGGCUAUUCAUUAUAUCUAAGACCCACCAUGAUUGGUACGCAGGAGACAUUGGGCGUUAGCGCUCCAAGCUCCGCCAUGCUCUUUGUCAUUGCUAGCCCCGUUGGCCCCUAUUACCCAACCGGAUUCAAAGCUGUUUCUCUAGAAGCAACAGAUUAUGCGGUUCGUGCAUGGCCUGGCGGAGUUGGGGAUAAGAAGCUGGGUGCAAACUACGCCCCAUGCAUUGUCCCACAAAUUGAGGCUGCAAAGAAAGGCCAUCAACAGAAUCUGUGGCUGUUUGGAGACGAAGAAUACGUCACAGAGGUUGGGACCAUGAACCUAUUUGUUGCGUUAAAGAACAAAGGAACUGGGCAAAAUGAACUCAUCACUGCUCCGCUGGAUGGUACGAUCUUGGAGGGAGUCACACGAGAUUCAGUCCUCGCUCUUGCCCGAGAAAGGCUGGGCCCUAAAGGUUGGGCGAUAUCAGAGCGCAAGUUGACAAUGUCGGAAAUUGCCCAAGCUGCUGAUGAGGGAAGGAUGAUCGAGGUAUUCGGAGCGGGAACUGCGGCUAUUGUUAGUCCCGUUCGCACUAUUAGCUGGAAAGGACGGACGGUGGACUGUGGUUUGAAAGAAAAUGAAGAGGCUGGGAAAGUGGCUCUCGAGAUGAAGAACUGGAUUGAAGGGAUUCAGUAUGGAGAUGAAGAACAUAGUUGGAGUGUCAAACUUUAGUUCUACUCCUUUGGGUAUUUACCAGGGUAUUAUACAGUUUUCGCUUGAUUUACAUGUACCACAGCCUAGACAGCCUUUCUCCUGCAAUCUGUUACCAAUUACGUUACCUGUUUCAAUUUCUUUUUACUCUUGUAUUCGGAGAACAACUUGUUUUAGACCUAGAAAGAAACCCUCCGCCGCCUAUGGAUUUGGCCACCAUUUAAUCAAACUCAUUGGUUGUGCGUCCACAUCCUGUCCAUCCGGUUGAUAUGUGAGAGGUUCCACCUGGGAUCAACGAGAAAGAGGAUAAAUUUUUAUACAGCUCAUAAGUUACCAUCAUACGCUUCCUGGCCUAGUCCGGUGUUAUCCCGGAUGGCACACAACAAACAAGGGUUCAAUUUUAAUUACCUUGCUUACGCCGCUAGGAAAGUCCCCAAACGAAUAUUCCAUCAAGUCUGCAGAAAUCGCGCGCAUAGACCUGUGGAGUCCAUCCGAUUAGCCUCACCCCCAACCACCCAAGACCUUCAGUCUCCUAAGUGGUGGGGUGAGCAGGCAACAAACUGCUAGCGAGAGGCGAUCUACUUGCUUCCCAUCAAAAGCAUGGAGUAUGGAGGAAUGCUCAAGAGUUAAUUAUCUACGUAGUAAAUAUAUUGACGAAGGCCGGGGCCAAGAGAAGGGUGCGUACCUACGGCAACAUUCUCCACGCAAGGUAGCUGCCGCAGCUGGUUGGGUAGCUUGCCCCUUUCUCCCAAUCUCCCCUUGUCCCCAUCCUGCAUCCUCCCUUUGCCGCCAAAGUCCAGUAGGAUUUUCAGCCCAUUCGGUAACAAAAUGGUAACGAAUUGACGAUCAAAAUACCGGAUUAACACCAAACUCAGCCCCAGGAAGACAAUGGAAAGGGCAUACUGCUGGGAUCUCUUUUAUGCCAUGCCCUGAAUCUUCCUCCUGCUUGCAGCCUGCAUGGAAUAGCAGUCCACAGCACAGAGGGUCGUGCCGGAGUGUGGGAUUGUUUCUUUGAGAGGUUCUCUGCACCCAGUCUAGCAUCUAAUCCCAGGGACCCCAUUCCCAAUCCGCCUCGCUUGUGUGUAUAUAUGUGUGGGAUGUUUAAUUCGUUGGGAACCCAGAAGGCCGCACUGAGUGGCCUACAGAUGUCCUACUAGCGCAACAACCCUUCAGGUAUGACACGACAAUACGGAGUAGUGACAAUGAAAAGAACCCUGAUAGCUAAGAAAAGAAGCGAGGGGAGUACCAGCACAUCUUGAAACAUGAGACGAUAUUUUUAACCCAUCCAUUAAGUUGGGAAUGAUUGGAGCUAUGUUUCCGCUCCGCGAACAAAGGUAAAGUAGAAAUGUUUCCUUUCCACAUCAACAGUCUCACAUUUCCUGUAUAAAAUAGAAAUGGUGGAAUGAGCUGGCCACAUGGCGGCUGGACAUACGCAGUAGGAAUCCGACGCUCUUUUCGCGGUUAACGGCCGCGCGUCUUAUCAUAUAGAAGGACUGGACUAAUAAUAUGCCCUUCACAUUAUUUUUCCCGGACUAUUGGAGGAGGAAUAACGAGGGAGAGAACGAGAGAGCGUGUCGAUCUCUCGUGAUUGAUGACACCGUUCAAAGUCCUCAGACGACUCAGCCUACAUCCAUAGUACAGUGCCGUGCCUGCGAGGAUCAGGGAGCAACAGACAAGAGUGUUGAACAAUGAAUCUAACCAUUCUAGGGUUGUGUCCGAAGGGUUAGGUCCAACAUGAAUCCUGAGACGGAGGCCGGAUGUGUGUGUUUGUGUGUGUUUUUGUGUGUGUAUCUACGCGUUAAUUUCCGAGAGCCCUUAGAACGUGUUCAGUUUUCAGGGCCUCCGCUGCUGCAUGGGAGCCUUGCAAGGGGUAUAUAAGUUAGUUAUUAUUAUUGAGGUAUAAAAAUAGGAUAUGGCAUACCAUGCCCAUACAACUAGUAAUAUAGAUAGAGCCUCCGCCGUGACAUCAGUCAGUCUGAUUCAGCAACCGCCGCGUCUCCGUCAACUCUGCAUCCUUCACACACUCCGCAGCCCGCGUUGCCUUCUAAUUCUCAUAUAGGCUACUUUCUAAACAACAAAGUUUCGUGUCGUCAUCAACCAUCGCUCCUCAUACAACAGUACUGGAUAUAUGUACUGUACAUACGCAUGUACAGCGCUUCGCCAAAACUCCCCCAUACAUAUCCCUGUCGAUUCCAUGAAGCCAAUAACCUUUUGUGCGUGGCAAUGGCUAAAUACGUCGUCGCCGUUGCUGUUAUUUCUUUGUUAACUUUGCAUGCAGACGAAACGGGAGGACAGCCGAGCCAAGGUUGCCAUCGGGGCAGUGUGGCUUGCCGCCUCAAUUUUAGCUUUUGGGCGCAUCGUCCCAUCACCGUCCCAUCCCAGCAGUGAACAGUUAGGACAUGGAACCGGAGGUAACUGCUACUAACCACCAGCAGGAUUUCGGGCCUGGUGGGCCACUGGGCCAGCCGUGACCUCGUUCCCUCGCAAAGAAAAGCAUCCGAGCUCUAGGAAGGUUCCAUCAUUUUGAAAUGGCCGCGGACUUAAAAAAAAAAAAAAGAUUUCCCCGCCGCGGAGCAAUAUCGGUUGUCGUUAGCCCUCAGCCGCAGCUAAUUUUUCUCGCAUGAGUUCACAGACUCUUCGCAAAGCUGAGAAAUUUCCAUCUAGAAUCAAUGCAAAAAGGAUUGAAGGAAUUUUGUCAAUCAGAUCUAUCCAGGUGGUUGUUGCCGCCGUCCGUCCCUGGGCAGAUCCAAGUCAGCCGCUAAACCUCGUGUCGAUAUUUUGAGUGCUGACGGAUGAGAUCCUUCUUUUCUUCCAUUCCCAGCCACGCAGCCGGCUGCCUGUUUACGCUACUACUUAGUCGCAGCCAGACCAGAACCUCCUUCAGCAAAUUCGGAUCCGGCUACGGAGUAUGCAGAAAUGUGCCUGCAAUUGGCCACUGGGAUCGCCAUCCCCUCGCUCCGCCAACGCAGAGAAUAGCUGCAUGGUGGGGGGAGGGAUCGGUAAAGAAUCUUCUUUCCAGGCCAGCAAGAAACAUUUCCAAGGGCUUCCAAGAUGUCUUCGGCCACUAAGAGGCGUUCCAUGGAACAACAAGUGUUAGGCUACGUUGAUGAAAUGCUACGAUAUCAACAGAAUACACCGACUAGUUUCAAGGAGAUUGGACUGUUCUUGGGGGACAGACUUGGUCGGCACCAAUCGGUAACAUUUGUUUAGGAGGAGACUCGCUGCAAGUUAUGUUCUUGCGCGGUGAUGGUUGGUCCUUCGGGCACUUUUGUGAUUCUAGCAAGCGGUCUGCGACAUCCGUCUACCAGCGUAGCUUUUCUAUUUGGAACACACCCAGAACUUCAAAACUAAUAAUAUAGCAGGGCGUUUUUUUCUCUUCUCUUUUUUCGCCCCCGCAAAAUAACAAACAAGUGCUUCAGGAUACAGUAUUUUUUCUAUUUUCGUUCCAUGCCUCGCGUAGGCAUGGACGGCGAUCGUUAUUCCUUCCACUAAUGAUAUGAUGAUGAUGAAUCAAAUCAUAACCGCGCGAAAGGUGUUUCGAAAGAUUUCGCUCUUAUUCAAAAACACGGCUUAACCGCAUACGACGGUCCGACCAGAGGUUGCAGGAGGGGGAGGAGCCGUAGCUUACAAAUCAUCUACGGGCCGGUUAGUUUUUUCCGAAGAGGAUUUGACUCUCAUCACAUCCCUGAACUGCAUCCCCUUCUCUGCUUGGGUCCGCAAAAAAAGAAAAGAAACAUUGACACAACAUAUCCCCACGGGUUUCAACCAAGACAGGCUUCGCUUUCUGGCACGAAGCGCAACACUAGGCUACAUUUGGGGUCUUGGACAAGGACCUAGUGGAAUUGAGGUUUGACGAUACGACACGUUGAUAUCUCCGAGCGUCGUUUGGGAGAAGGCCCAUGGGGGAAAAGGGAAAAAAAAUAACCGAAAGAAUGAAUAUAAAUAAACUUCUCGCUAACGGAUUCGUUCCACUCGGAGUUAAGAAGGCUAGUUUCCAUGACUGGAUCGAGCAUUCGAUGAUUGUUCCUUUUUCUUUUUUCUUUUUCUUUUUCCUUUUCUUUUCUUUUAUUUUGGUGGCGGGACGAGCUCCGCGCAGGGCAUGCGGGGAGAGAGAAGUGGUACGAAGUUUGGAACGGGCUAACAACUAGCUAAGAUUCAAAAGCAUAUAAGUAAACUAUUCAGCAACGGACUCUGGGACAGGAAGAUCUGAUGAUAAUCAAUCAUUUUUGUGUAGCAAAUCAUCUGACCCGAACUGGAACUCGGAUGAAGGAGAGUAUAUAUACUCCGUAUAUAUAGUAUAUAUAUAUAUGUUUCUGCACUUUACGCAUUUUGGGACCGCGGAUUUGAAUUCUGAUUGGUUUGAUAUCCGGUAAAAUACGGAAGGAACUUGAAAGGGGGAAAUAUCUGUCAAACCUCUCCUCUCAACGGACAUGAAUGACGCGAUACCAAGCCAAAAAACUAACUAUGACAAAAACCACAAGGUGUUCCGAUAAUUGAUACGCUGCAACCCACCCCCCUUCCCGCGUAUUGCUAGCUACUCGCGCCUCCAGCCAAGACCGCGCUGCGGCCCCCGUUUCGCCUAUUUCUUGGCGAGCGGACUCGAAGUCCGUUCCGAAGGGGCAAGCAAAGCCAAAAAACAUAAAUAAAGGUAAACCUGAUGAUUUCGCUAGUUAAAAAAGAAUAAUAAAAAAAUACUGCUCGUUACAGGAAGUCUAUUAUUAUUAUAUGUUAUGUGCUCCGUACACGUAUAGAAUCGGUAUCCAACAAGUAUUUACGCUGUAAUGUCUUGUUUGUUGGGUUGAUCGUAUGGUUGAUAAGCCAGAAGAGAAAUGAACGCCAGGAGUUGGUCUCCAUUUCCAACCUCCUCCUCAUAGAAACUUGCACGCAAUCGCCCCUUAUUUUGCCACCAAUCCGUUUCAUAUGCUUUGAAAAAAAGGAAGUAGAAAAAGAAAAGCCGUGACCAAUAUUAAAAACAAAACAAAAAGAGACUCUUGCAAUUCGUCAAGAGGGGUUCCAUAUACGCUCAUGUAACACCGUAAACAAAGUCAAAGAAGGAAUCCACCGCUAUAUACAGUUACAGAAGUGUAAAUUCAAAAUAAAAUAAAAUUCGAAAAAUAAAAUAAAAAAUCGGGAUAGAAAAUCACCUAGCGCGUUCA
Molecule: messenger RNA, 6962 nt
Organism: Blastomyces dermatitidis ER-3
Lineage: Eukaryota; Fungi; Ascomycota; Eurotiomycetes; Onygenales; Ajellomycetaceae
Product: branched-chain amino acid aminotransferase
Exons: 6
Coding region: 589-1827 (412 amino acids)
Biological process (GO): L-valine biosynthetic process; L-leucine biosynthetic process
Cellular component (GO): mitochondrion
Molecular function (GO): branched-chain-amino-acid:2-oxoglutarate transaminase activity
Source: RefSeq, a predicted model, not a curated record